This is a messenger RNA of Paecilomyces variotii, 405 nucleotides long. RefSeq lists its product as hypothetical. The record is from RefSeq and is a predicted model, not a curated record. Lineage: Eukaryota; Fungi; Ascomycota; Eurotiomycetes; Eurotiales; Thermoascaceae. The transcript is spliced from 2 exons. The coding region runs from base 1 to 405 and encodes 134 amino acids.
AUGGACGUUCUUCCACCGCCACGAUAUCUCUAUAAGAUAGUCCCCUCUUCUAGUCGGGUCCCCGAGCCUCUUCCGGAACGCCUUCCCGUCAGCCUCAUGGACCAGCGCUCGGGAUUUAUCCAUCUGUCGACGGCGCACCAGAUUCCCAAUACGCUCAAGUAUUUUUUCAGGGACGAACCGCUCGUGUAUAUCCUACGGAUCGAAUAUGACCGUGUAGAGCAGGAUAUCCGAUGGGAGGACCCCGAUGGCCAGGUGUGCGGACCACGAGCUGGAGAGGGCCAGUUUCCACAUCUAUACAACGGGUUGAAGUUGGGUCGGAGUGAAGUCGAAAGUGUCGCCAUAUGGAAGAACCAGGACGGAUGGGACGAAGUCAUAAAGAAGGCCAAGCCUUGGCUUCUUUACUGA